This is a messenger RNA of Uranotaenia lowii, 1240 nucleotides long. RefSeq names its product gustatory receptor for sugar taste 64a-like. The record is from RefSeq and is a predicted model, not a curated record. Gene Ontology annotation, molecular function: sweet taste receptor activity. Gene Ontology annotation, biological process: detection of chemical stimulus involved in sensory perception of taste; sensory perception of sweet taste. The transcript is spliced from 5 exons. The coding region runs from base 1 to 1230 and encodes 409 amino acids. NCBI's taxonomy places the organism in Eukaryota, Metazoa, Arthropoda, Insecta, Diptera, Culicidae. Gene Ontology annotation, cellular component: membrane.
AUGGCUAAGUUUAAUAUGUCCAUGGUUUCGGCGUUUGUAGCUUUCCAACUUUUCGGAAUCUUUCCGGUCAUGGGAAUCCGUAAACGAGACCCGCUCGAUUUGCGUUUCAAAUGGACCAGUUUCAGAACCAUAUUUUCCCUCUUGAUUACUACCGUUGGCAUCGUUAUGUUUUACAUCGAACUCGAACGUCUGGACAAGGUGGGGGCCAAUGCUAUCAAUACAAUUGGGAUAGUGUUUUACGGAACCACGGUAAUCAGUAUGUUCCUGAUGAUCAAUCUUGCUCGAAAAUGGCGCCCAUUGGCUGUAAGGUGGGAGCUUUAUGAUCGUAGCUUGGUAAAUGAAAGAUUGGUUUCUGGAACGAAACUGUCCUCGAUUGUUCGAUUGUUAACUGCUAUAUUCAUUGUUGCUGGAUUUUUUGAGCAUUUGCUGGCAAAAACUAGCGACGGUGUUUCCCAAUACGAAGAAGCGGUGUACUGCCAUUGGGAUGUUAGCAAUUUCCUUCGAUACUUCGCCAAUCGACAUUAUUCGUUUGUUCCCAAAACCAUGCGAUUCAACAUAUUUAUACUCCUGUUUUUCGAGUUUUGUAACCUGGCGCUAACGAUGACCUGGACAUGUGUGGAUCUGACAAUAAUAUUGGUGAGCGUAUCGCUAUCGGUUUACUUUCAACGCUUCAACACUAAGCUGGAUUUGUUCCACGGAGGCAUUUCUGUAGUCGGAGAGCAGUUUUGGAUCGAGAUUCGUAAGCAGUAUCUGCAAAUAUGCAAUCUAGUAGAGGCAUCCAGCAACCUUCUGGCGCCACUUGUCAUAUUUUCCUGUGGCACAAAUCUCUAUCUGAUUUGCUUUCAUCUGGUAACGAUCUCCUGGCGAGCACAAAACAUUCCAACGAUGAUCAAAAAUUGGUACAGCUUGGUUUACAUGAUCUUCAAGACCGUAGCCGUUUUGUAUAGCGCAGCGAUGGUGAAUGAAACAUCGAAAUGCUCUUUAAGAAUGUUACUGAGAGUACCGAAUGCAGGCUGGUGCUUGGAGUUGGACAGAUUUACCAAUCAGCUGAGAACGCAACAGGUGGCACUGUCGGGAAUGGGAUUCUUCAGCCUCACGAAACAAACUAUGCUGGCGAUGGCUGGCACUGUUAUAACAUACGAGCUGGUCAUGUUGAAGGUAACCGAGGAUACCGAAGGUAUCGGAUAUGUGCCACCCUGUUCGAAGCUGGCGUUUUCCAAGGAUUAUUGAUUGAUCUGCC